UAUCUGGGUACCUCCGCGAGUGCACCACCUCCAUUACUCUUUUCGUCACUUUUAUCAUCCAGGAACGGAAUGGCGCACUCAGGGUUCUGGUUUGGAAGGGAUGUGGAGAUCCUGUUCAGUGGAUGGCCUGUAAAUUACGGCCACUUCCAUUUGUUCUUGGCUCUGCUUCUUGUGUUCAUGCUAUCUGCGUUAGCCCAGAUGUAUUCAAUGACUCCCAUGACCACGCCCAAGAUGGUUCCUAAGAGCAUCAUCCAACACGCCGCUCUCCAUGGCUUCCGCACUUUGAUCACCUACUUGGUCCUCCUCUGUGUCAUUACCUUCAAUGUUGGAGUCAUAAUUACGGUACUCCUUGGACACGUCGCCGGCUACUUAGCUCUCACAUUGUACAUCAAGUACUACUACCCUGCUCCCGUUGCUUCUACUCCUGUAGAUGAUGUCAAAGCCUGAUGGGGCCCCCGUCCCCGCCUCUAGCUACCAUGUUUCUGUAUCUUUCAUUUUCAUGGCUAUCAUAAUUACUUAUAUGUUUAUCUAUACAUAGGGAGGUGAGUAGAGAAUAGAGGUUGUAUUCCUCUAUCACAAACUCAGUUGUAGUGUUGCAGUCACCGGAGCUUGUCACUUUCUUACUUUUUUAUGGUUGAAUUUGGAAUUUCCUACUGAUGCUUAUAGUGUGUUAGUUAAUAAAAGUGUUUAGUUGUUCCAAA
Molecule: messenger RNA, 701 nt
Organism: Vitis vinifera (wine grape)
Lineage: Eukaryota; Viridiplantae; Streptophyta; Magnoliopsida; Vitales; Vitaceae
Product: copper transporter 3
Exons: 1
Coding region: 70-447 (125 amino acids)
Biological process (GO): intracellular copper ion homeostasis; copper ion transmembrane transport
Cellular component (GO): plasma membrane
Molecular function (GO): copper ion transmembrane transporter activity
Source: RefSeq, a predicted model, not a curated record